CCUCUAAAAUGAGUCUCUCUGGGGAGAGAGAGGAGGGGACCACUGCCUCUAAAAUGAGUCUCUCUGGGGAGAGCGAGAAGAGAAUCACUGCCUCUAAGAGGAAGUAUUCUGAAACAGAGGAGGGGGCCACUGCCUCUAAAAAGAGUCUGCCUCAAGACACCAGUUCUAAGAGCAGAGACCAUGGUGGAGAGUGUUGUAUCAAGUCUGGACCUGAGAACACCAGAGACCAUGGUGGAGAGUGCUGUAUCAAGCCUGGACCUGAGAAAUGGAUUCCUCAGAGCUGUAAGACUUGUGACCAUGUUGAGGACUCCACACACUGGCUUCAGAUUGAACCCUUGACUUCCACUGUCCAGGGAGUGACAAUGUUCAGGCACAGGACACCCAAAGGGCGUUAUGAGUGCACAGUGUCUGGGCUCCGCUGGGUGUGUGACAGAGAUGUCAUUCUGAAGUAUCACUUCAGGAACUGGGAACCCUACAGUCAACUUCUGAAAGACAUGCAGUACGGACAAGGUGGUCCAUUGCUGGACAUCACUAUGGAGUUAGGUGAACUGGAGGAAGUUCAUCUGCCACACUUUGUCUGUUUAGGGACCAACCCUUCCCUGAGGAAUGAGAUGAAGAUUCUUCAUGUAGAGGAACAUGGAGUGUCUGUUGAGGAAGUGCAUGAGGUCACCAGAUUCCAUGCUAAGAUUCUCCAUCCCAAGUUCUCAGCUAUCGCUGUUAUACUGAGCUAUAUCUUUUUUUGGAACGUAGAUGUCCACUGUGACGUGGUCCUCUAUAUGGCAGUAAAAAAGGCAACAGUAAUUUCACGGCUGUACAUGCUCCUCAGAAACUCCAGUCAGAAAGAGGCUGUUCGGGACCGGGAGAAACAUCAGGUGUCCCAAGGAUAUUCAGAAUUGGUCCUGUCAAGUCCAAACGGGUCCUUAAAGCUGAACAGUUGGUUUGCAGUCAAGAAUCCCCAUUCCUCCUCCAUCAAUCCAGAGAAGAUUCAGCUAUUACCUGCAGACACCACACCAAGCUGUUGUAAGAUGGUUAUGAGAAACACAGGGGUUGACAUUGAGAUGGAGUUAAUCGGGGAUGAUGAGAGGACAGUAUGGAAAUCAGUGGUAUCAAAAGAUGAAUACAGCAAAGACUCUCAUCCAAUAGCAUUAACAGUACCUGACAUUCCUGCUGAGGAGUUUCUGAAGAAACACUGGGCUAAACUAAUUCAGCGAACCAAAAACUCAAUGCCAAUAGCAGAUGAUCUGUGGUCAAAGAACAUGAUUGGUGAAGAAGAGCACUCCAGAAUAACAGCUGAAACAACUGAACAGGACCGAAUGAGAAAACUACUGAAAGCAGUCAUCCCCAAAGGACCAGAAGUGACGGGAGCUUGUCUCAAAGCUCUCGUUGAACAUGAAAACCAUCUUGUUAAGGACUUGAGUGAAUCUAGAACCUAAUCUGAAGACGCUGAGGCCUGUCUGUGGACUAAG
Coregonus clupeaformis (lake whitefish) is the source of this 1466-nucleotide messenger RNA. RefSeq names its product NACHT, LRR and PYD domains-containing protein 1 homolog. NCBI's taxonomy places the organism in Eukaryota, Metazoa, Chordata, Actinopteri, Salmoniformes, Salmonidae. The record is from RefSeq and is a predicted model, not a curated record. The transcript has 11 exons. The coding region runs from base 9 to 1433 and encodes 474 amino acids. Gene Ontology annotation, biological process: regulation of apoptotic process.